Molecule: messenger RNA, 540 nt
Organism: Micromonas pusilla CCMP1545
Lineage: Eukaryota; Viridiplantae; Chlorophyta; Mamiellophyceae; Mamiellales; Mamiellaceae
Exons: 2
Molecular function (GO): microtubule binding
Source: RefSeq, a predicted model, not a curated record
CUCGCGUUUUCGCCGGAUAGCACGCUGCUCGCCGUCGCCGGCGCGGAUCGGCUCGUGCACGUGUACGCGAACGUGGACGGGAAGUUUACGUCGAUAACCACGUGCGCGGGGCACUCGACGACGAUUAACUCCUUGGACUGGUCGAGAGACGCGCGGAUCCUUCGCAGCACGUGCCAAAACAUGGAGUCGCUGUGUUGGAACGUCCCUAGCGGGAAGCCUCGCGGCGCGGACGUGCGCGACGUUCGAUGGCACACGCACACCGCGCUCGUAGGUUUCCCGGUCAUGGGGAUGUGGGAGGACGGGCACGGCGCCGCGAGCGACAUCAACACCGCGGAUCGAUCGCGCGGGGGCGCGCACCUCGCCACCGGGGACGACCGCGGCGACGUGCGGUUGUUGCACUAUCCGUGCGUCGCGAAGGGCGCGCCGUGUCGGCGGCACUCGCGGGCGCACAGUAGCCACGUCAGCGCGGUGCGGUUCUCCGCGGACGACGCGUGGCUCGCGUCCACGGGGAGCGUGGACAGGGCGCUGUUGGUGUGGAAA